Messenger RNA from Doryrhamphus excisus (bluestripe pipefish), 8941 nucleotides. It is a transcript of the gene lrrk2, whose product is annotated as leucine-rich repeat kinase 2. Gene Ontology annotation, biological process: protein phosphorylation. NCBI's taxonomy places the organism in Eukaryota, Metazoa, Chordata, Actinopteri, Syngnathiformes, Syngnathidae. Gene Ontology annotation, molecular function: protein binding; protein kinase activity; ATP binding. The record is from RefSeq and is a predicted model, not a curated record.
AACAAGACAAGCGAAAUGGACUUUUUUUUUUAAAGACACUUAUCAGCUGCGCUAACAGGCAAUACAGUUUAUAUCUAUCUAUUAUAUCUACAUUUGCCUUGUCCAGUGUGUAGUUGCAGUUUAUGUAGGCUGAUUAUGUACGUGUUAUUUAUAAGUUUAUUCAGCUGUCACGCCCUGUGCGUACGGGGAUAUUUCGCGUACUUUGUCAUGCGGGACUAUUCCAACUUUAAACGCUGAAAAACCAAAAAUAUACUUAUUAGGAUAUAAGGUACACUUUAAUAUCUGUUUCACUUAAUCCCUCGGGUAAAUGACAGUAAUUACAUACGACAAAUGCAAUGACAAUUGCACUCUUUUUCCAUAUGCAGACAACUUGGUGGACUUGUUUGACGGCGUGACAUUACACAUUUUGCUAUUAUACCGUGUGUAACACUUGGGUGUUCAAUAUAAGUUCAAUAUAACUUUUAUUUAGUGACGGGAAUAUAAAAUCGCAUUAUUUUUUGGUCUAAAUCGUAAACCAAUUAAGCAUAUCUUGCGUCAAGCAGAAACGAACUUGUUUGUUGUAGAUAUGCUUAUUAUUGCCUUUAAAUAGAGCUAACGUCGAAAAAGCAAGGGAGUCAUUGAAAUUGACGCCAAGAAACGAGGAGACUGAUAAAGUGAGGACAUAAUUCACAUUUUCUUGAACUAAUUGUGUCAAUUAAGAUAGACCGAAUUAAAUGUUGCUGUUGAAGCUUUGACAGUUCGCUUGACGUGCUGGAAGCGUUCGUCCAGUCGCUAGCAAUCCGCGGUCAAUCCUGAUUGUUUGCAGAUCAGCUGCCAUAGACACCGGGGGUGGGGUUGUUCACAUGACAGCUUUUAAAACCCUCUCACAUUAACAAAAAAUAUAUAAUUAUGUCCACCAAAUAAGCAACUUACCGAGUUUAAUCAAGGAUGAUGGACAAAUAGACAGCUUCUUGGCGGAGAGUCGAGUCCUUGAGUCUUCUAGCCAAACGGGAAGUUUUGAGUCGUCUUCCUGUUUGCAGUCAUAUGAUGUGAUCGUGGGAGGCAGGAGCACGCCUGUCUGCCACAGUGGAGUAAGCAGAGGCGACACAAAAGACAAAAGAGGAACGAUAGAGAAAGUUGUCUCAGUGUCUCGCCGGUGAGACAUGUGCGGUCAUGCCGCGAGUUGCAGCCUCCUGUGUGAUCAUCCCUCAAGGUUCCCUCAAGAGCCUCUCACGGCUGCCAUGAUUUGAUCUCGGGAGACCGAUGGACAACGCAGAGGAGCUGGAGGAAAGGCUGAGGAGGCUUCUGGUGAGGCUCAAGAGUCCCCAGGAGGACAGACAACUGUGCACGCUCAUCCAGAUUAUUCAGGAUCUCCUCUUCCUGGCGCACACCGACCAUGCAUGUGAGCUGUUUGAAGACAAAGACGUCCAUGAGCCGCUCAUGGCUGUCUUGUGCUCGCACAUUGGCAGUAGAGGAGUCCAGCAGGUGGGCUGGUCGCUGCUGUGCCAGCUGCUUGAAACGUGUCCUGGUAUGCUGCAACACCUGAAUACACCUCACGAGCAGAUUCUGAGGGUUCUAUCACAGUACCGCUCAGACAGCAGGGUGACGAUGAUCGGACUGCGAGCUGUGGCCCUCCUCCUGCAGUCAGAUGCGAUUGCUCUGCUGAUGCUGGAGGAAGAGGACGACGUGUUCGGCCUGGUGGUGCAUGCCAUGAAGUUUUUCCCCUCCAGUGAGGAGGUGCAGCUCCAAGCCUGCCGAGCUCUGCAGGCACUCCUGCAGCGAGUGACUGAUGACCACCUGGUGGAGUUUGUGGAGAACCAGGACCAUGCUGUGGUCCUAUCGGCCUUGCAGAAGUUCCCUGACAACCCUGAGCUGCAGCUGCAGGCAAUGAAAGUGCUUCUUCCUCUGGCUCGACCCAGCAGCAAUGUGGAGAUGUUGAUGUCCGGUGGCACCCGCUGCUACAGCAUGCUCAUCUUGGCCAUGGACGCCUUCCCAGCGGAGGAGGAACUUCAGGAGACAGCUUGCCGUCUGUUCAGGAGGUUCACGUCAGAGAGCUACUACAACAUCCUGGUGCUCAAUGGCGUAGCAAGGGUUGCUGUGAGAGCCUGUCAGACUUUCCCCCACAAUGCUGCACUGCAAGCUGCCGCCCUCUCCUGCCUGGCUGACCUCACGGCCACCAUGGUCCAUAGUCGGGCCGUGGCCGAGCAGGGCCUGGAGGAGGGCGAGGAGGAGGAGAACAGGGGUUCAGAGCAGGUGGACGACAUGAACCUUGGCUGGAUGGAGGCCUGUUGCACGGCGCUGGAUCUCCAUGCUGCAGAACCCGCUGUUCAGGAAGCUGCAUGCUGGGCCAUCCACAGUCUGAUGGUGCAUGGAGCUGGAAGAGCUCAUCCAGGAGAAGAGCAAGAUGAGAGGACUCCAGUUCAUAGACAGAUGAUGGCAGCCAUGCUGCUCCAUUCCUCCUCCCCUGGUGUGUUUGAGGCCGCCACCAGUGCCAUCGCCGCGCUGGUCACACGAAACGCUAAGAUGCGCUCCAUAUUGCUGGCCAGCGGCCUCCAUGUCAACCUGGUGGAAAUGAUGAAGAAACACUCGGGCUCCGUGGAAGUCUCCAUUAGCGCCUGCAGACUGCUCAGCCUCCUUUUCCAGGGGAGGACGGCCAGCCUGGAUGAGCUCAACAUGGCCAUGAGUCAGAUCGUCAACAUCAUGAAGAUCCACAACUUCCAAUCUGAGGUGCAGCUGGAGGCUCUGCAGGCCAGCCUGGUCUUCCUCUGUCCUGAUCGGAGCUUACGGGAACACGGCGUCUCUGUGGGUGACCCCGACAUGGCCGAUGUUUCCCUGAAGGUCCUGAAGAACCAGUCUGUGGUGGAAGGAGCGCACACUGUCUACCUGGAGGUCCUCAACAGGUUCAUCAGGUGUCCAACCAUCCAGGUGUGUGGCUUGAAGGUUCUCUCCGCCCUGGCUGACUGCUCUGGUGCAGUGGAUCUGCUUUGCCAGCAGGGGGCGAUCGACACAGUGCUACAUACUUUACAGAUGUUCCCACAGGAGCGAGAGAUACACUACUGGGGUUUGAGCUUACUUAGCCACAUCGUAUCCAAGAAGAAGCUGUCCAGAAUGAUUGUUCCAGUCCUGGCCUCGGUCCUGGUCACAUCACUGAACCAGUACAAGGAGGAUUAUGACUUGCUGUUGAAGUGUUUCCAGGUGGCUUUGAGGAUGCUGGACGUCUGCUCAGAAGCGGCCAUUGAGCUUCAGAGAGAAGGCUUUGACAGACAAAUUUUCCUGCAUCUCCGAGAGUCUGAGAUCCCUGACCACAGCAGGAACCCACUGCGUCGGUCUGCAUGCUUGGCUCUAUCCAAAAUGUGCUCCAACCCUGAGCUGCACUACAGCAUGCUGGAGCAGGCAUGUGAGGAUGGAGACACCAUGAUGGCCGAGUGUCUUAUUGAGUUGGGGGCCGACAUCACUAAGAAGAUCAAGACUGAAUCGCUCAUUUACCAGGUAUGUGAGAAAGGAGGACCUCUUGAGCUGGUGGAGCUGCUGCUCAGUCAAGGCGCACACGAGCAGCACCUUCGCCGGGCUCUGGCAGUGAGCGUGAAGCGGGGUGACGGGCCCACAGUCGUCCAGCUGCUGGGCUGCCUGGGCCUGGACCGUAACAACAACGCCCUGUGCCUUGGGGGCUUCCGCUUGGGUCGCCUGGAUGCUUCUUGGCUCUCCUCCCUACUGGAUGUACAAGGCAGAUCCCACAGUCUGCGUUACAGCAACAGUAAAGGAGCAAGCUUGGCUCGUUACAUUCACUCUUUACAAAGCUCGAAGACCUCGAGCGGUCCUCUCAGGUCUUUCGGUGACCCUUGUGUAACGUCUGGCUACAUAUCCGAUGAAAGCGAUGACUCCAGCUUCAGCUUCAUGUCCAUGGAUGAAGGCCUCUUCCUUGAUGAAAUGGAGAGUGAUGGGAGUGAUUCACUGAUGGGGUUGCCCCGCAAUAACUCCACUGAAGAACUGAGAUUGGGCUCCUUCAAAAAGAAGCAUGGACGUCAAAGACACGCUAGUGGAGAGAGUGGUCCAACAGAGAGUGAGCACGCCGAGUCUGCACACAUGAGAUGUAGAAGAAACCAGAAAAUUUUGGGGUCUCUGGAGAGCGCGUCUGCACUGCCCUCAGAGAAGGAGAGGAUCCGGCUCUUGGACCUGUCUGGAAACGAGCUGGAUUCUCUGUCCUGCCUGUUGGACCAUGGCUUGGUUCAGGAGCAGAUAGCUCACCUGCAAAGACUGGACCUGAGCCACAACAUCCUGCUGGACUUUCCGUCUGCGCUGUGUCAGAGUUUGAUCAGCUUGACCCGGCUGGACCUCCAGGGGAACCAACUUCAGUCCGUGCCGGCAGAGCUGCUGGCUUUGCCAGCGAUUGCCGCUCUCAACAUCUCACGCAACUGUGUUGGCCCACAUCUCACCUUCGACCCCGCCGUCGCCUGCCCCUCACUGCAGCAGUUCAACUUGUCCUUCAACAAGCUGACCACAUUCCCCCACGAGCUGGGCCGGGCCACUGAGAACCUGGAGGAGCUGCUCAUGGAAGGAAACAGCAUCACCGAGCUCUGCACGUCGCCGCGUCUCUGUGAGAUCAAACUGCUUGACGUGAGCAAGAAUGCCGUGGUCAGCAUUUCUCCUGACUUCCUGACAGGCUGCCCCAAGCUGGAAGUCCUCAAUGCCUCCUCCAACAAAAUCUGUUCUCUGUCAACGAUGCCGCCCAAGAUCACCACGCUGAAACUGGCCAACAACAAUUUCACUUGUGUUUCUGAGGCCAUACUUGAGCUCCCAAAUCUGAGAUCUGUGGACAUGAGGACCAACAGCAUCGCAGUCCUGCCCAGCCCAGGCUUGUGGGCGUCAAGCAACCUGAGAGAACUGAUGUUCAGUCAGAACAACAUUAGCGUUCUGGACUUAAGUGGACCAGUCCACAAAUGGGCCAGACUUGAGAAACUUCACUUGAGCAACAACAAGCUGACUGAGAUCCCUCCACUGGUGGGUCUUUUGGAGGGUCUCACUUCUUUGGAUGUAAGCCGGAAUGCUGGCCUGCGAUCCUUGCCUGAUGAGAUGGGCAGGCUGGGACGACUGUGGGACCUCCCUCUGGACGGCCUUCGACUCCAGCUGGACCUCAAACUGAUCGGAACCAAGACCAAAGACAUAGUCAGGUUCCUGCAGCAGCGUCUGAAGAAGGCGGUGCCGUACUACCGCAUGAAGCUCAUCGUGGUGGGACACGCCGGCAGCGGGAAGACCAGCCUGAUCCAGCAGCUGAUGAAGAUGAAGGGCACGCAGACCGGUUCCAAACGGGCCUCGGGGGGCAUCGACGUCCAUGACUGGACCAUCAAGGAACGGGACAAGAAGAAGAUGGUGCUGAACGUGUGGGACUUUUCAAGUUGGUCAAGUGGCGAGGAGUUGUGUGGCUCGCAGUGUCACUUUUUGUCCUCCAGAGCACUCUACCUGGUGGUGCAUGACCUCAGCAAAGGAGCCGAGCAGGUGGACGAACUCAAACCGUGGCUCUUCAACAUCAAGGCCAUUGCUCCGCUCUCCCCAGUUAUCUUGGUGGGAACCCACUUGGACGUGAGUGAGGAUUCGGCCUUGCAGGCUUGCCUCAGCAAGAUCCGAGAGGAGCUGCUCACCCACCAGGGCUUCCCGACCAUCCAGGACUACCACACCAUCUCAGCCUGUGAGGACUCCGACGCCAUCAGCAGGCUGCGCAAAGCCAUCGCCAAGGAGAUCACCAACUUUAAGAUCCAGGGCCAGCCUGUGAUGGGCCAGCUGAUUCCAGACAGCUAUGUGGAGCUGGAGCGUAGGCUUCUUCAGGAGAGGACCAGGGUUCCUCCUGAGUUCCCCGUCCUCAAACGGCAGCAGCUGCUGACACUGAUCCAGGAGAGUCAGCUGCCACUGGAGGAGGCGGAGCUUCCCCACGCCAUCCACUUCCUCAGCGAAGCAGGAGUCUUACUGCACUUUGAUGAUCCCACUCUGCAGCUUCAGGAACUCUACUUCAUCAACCCACAGUGGCUGUGCAACAUCCUCUCAAAGAAAGCCAUCCCGAAGGCUCCUGGGUACUGGGAGCAUCUUCAAGGCAUCGCUCAGCGCUCCGUGGUGGAAAAGUGUCUAUUGGAGACCAAAUGUUUCCCCUCAAGUCACAUGACACAAUACUUCAAACUGCUGGAGAAGUUUCAGAUCGCUCUGCCCGUUGGCAAUGACCAGCUGCUCAUCCCCAGCAGUUUGCCAAAGCACAAGCCACACAUUGUGCUGCCUCACUGUGAGAACUCAGAGUUGAUUGUACGUCUGUAUGAGAUGCCUUACUUCCCUAUGGAUUACUGGUCACGCCAGAUCAGCCGCUUGCUGGAAGUUUCUGCUUACUUGCUCUAUGGAAGAGAGAAAGCGUCUCAGCCUGAAAGAAUGUGCUGGAGUCAAGGUGUGUACUUGAGCUGGUCCACCGAGGCUUACUGCCUGGUGGAGGCUUCCUCACUGCAGGACGACGCCUCCAGCGUGGUUAGGAUCACGGUGCCCUCCUCAUGCAAAGGACGGGUUCUGCUGGGUCAGGUGGUGGACCAGGUGGAUUCCCUGCUAGAGGAGUGGUUUCCGGGCCUCCUGAGUACAGAUGUCCACGGCAGUGGGGAGGCUCUUCUGAAGAAGUGGGCUCUUUACAGCUUUGAGGAUGGCCAGGAGUGGAGCAAGAUGUUGCUGGAGGAUCUAUUCACCUGUUUUGACCAAGAUUUCCUGUUGGUCAACCACGAGGACCCUCGCUGCACGAUUCCCAUCUCUCAGAUUGCUCCAGACCUUGUGCUCAGUGACCAGCCUUCUGGAACAAUCCUGGACAGUGAGGAGCUGCAUGUGGAUCUCUCCAAAGCAAACCUACUGGGCGAUGGUGGCUUUGGGACGGUGUAUCGAGGCAUCUACAAAAAUGAAGACGUAGCUGUGAAGUUAUUCAACAAGCAUGCAUCUGAACUUUACAUCUACAGGCUCCUCAGACAGGAGCUGGUGGUUCUGGGUCGCCUCCGACACCCGAGCCUGGUGGGCCUGCUGUCCGCUGGCUCGGCUCCACAUGUCCUGGUGAUGGAACUGGCCAUGCGGGGCUCCCUGGACUCGCUUUUCCAACAGAAGAAGUGCAGCCUGAACAGGAAGCUCCAGCACAGAAUCGCCCUGCAUGUCGCUGAUGGUCUUAGGUAUCUUCAUUCUGCCAUGAUCAUCUACCGGGAUCUGAAGCCUCACAAUGUUCUACUGUUCAACCUGAAGACCGACUCUGAGAUCAUCGCCAAGAUCACCGACUACGGUAUCGCUCAGUACUGUUGCAGCAUGGGGGUCCGCAGUUCUGAGGGCACACCAGGUUUCCGGGCACCAGAGGUCGCUAGAGGUAACGUGACCUACAAUCAGCAAGCUGAUGUCUUCUCCUUUGGAUUACUUCUCUUUGACCUCCUGACCUGCGGUGCGCGCAUAUCAGACGGCAUGAAGUUCCCCAGUGAGUUUGACGAGGUGGCCGUGCAGGGCAAGCUACCAGAUCCGGUGAAACACUACAGCUGUUCUCCUUGGCCCGGCUUCCAGGCUCUGAUGAAGGACUGCUUGAGACAAAACCCUCAGGAUCGACCCACAUCUGCCCAGGUGUUUGACAGGCUGAGUUCAGGUGAGAUAUUGUGUCUGAUGAGCGAGAUGCUGCUUCCCAGAGCCAUCAACGCUGAGUGCUUGACUCUGACUUCCCCUGACUGUGACGGGCUGCUGAGCACCCGCACCGCCUGGUUGGGAGGGGGCAGCAGCACCCAGAGGACGGGCACAGUCACGGCCGUGGACCUGGACUCCAACAUAGUCACCACGCAGGACAUCGACACCAGUCCCGUGCUGUGUCUCGUCACGGUCCAAAUCCCCAGCGAGGCUUGUGAUUGGCUGGUGGCCGGAACACAGUCUGGUUCGCUUGUGGUGAUGAGUGCCCGAGACGCGUCCAUGUGGUACUGCCUGCAGAGUGUCAGCGACGCCGUCACCUCGCUUUACUUCCACGUACACCCUCCACGCCUACAAAGGCAGAAUUAUCUUCUGGUCGGGACAGCAGACGGCAUCCUCACCGUUUAUAACCAGUCUGCACUUAAGCAGGAGCGAGGACAGCCGGUGAAAGUGUUGACGUUGGGGAGCGUCAACACGCCUGUUUUGUGUCUGGGACAGUCGAGCUACUCUCUGGACGGCAGGUCUGUGUGGGCCGCCUGCGGGACCAAGAUCCUGUCCUUCACGGCAGACUAUGACGUAUGCAAGACCCUGGACACCAGACCCAGCUUCCUGUUCCAGCAUCAGCGCUCGCUAGUCAGCGAGGCAAGUGUGUCUCGCAUGGCGGUGGACAAAUAUGUUUACCUGAGCAAGGCUGGAAUGUCCACCGUGGAGGUUUGGGACAAGAGGAGUGAGAGGAUGGUGGACUGCAUUGACUGCGCCCAAAUCAUUAGACAUGAGUCCAGCAGCGCAGGUACGAGGCGCGGCAGCGAGGCGGACACCCCCCAUGAGGGGUCUCUGUCCUGGGCUAGGGUGAAGUCCUUGCUGGUGCAGGGCACUGCAACACUCUGGGUGGGCACCAGAGGGGGCCACCUGCUGAUCCUGGAGCUGUCCAAGCACGAGACGCUGCAGGUCAUCACGCCGCGCUGUGACUCCAUCCGCUGCAUGGCCUCCGCCCUCAUAGAAACACUCGACUGGAAGAAUGUGGUGCUGGUUGUGGGUAGAAGACUCCCACAGGACAGGAAUGAGUGGGGCGUCCAGUCGGUGCUGAUGGUCUGGAGCAGCACGCUGUCCUCUGAGGUCAAAGACCUGAACAAACAUAUUGAGAAGAGAGAACACAUCGCUGCCAGAAUGAGACAACAGCUACACCACCACUGAGCAUGUUCAUGGAAAAGGGAUCAACUUUUCUUUCCAGAUGAGUGCGUCAGGAGAGCGGACGGAAUUGGAAUGUUUACCUCAGCUGUCAACAAAGACUAUUUUUAUUCAA